Messenger RNA from Purpureocillium takamizusanense, 1817 nucleotides. RefSeq lists its product as uncharacterized. Bases 31 to 1644 code for a protein of 537 amino acids. The record is from RefSeq and is a predicted model, not a curated record. Gene Ontology annotation, molecular function: alpha-1,3-mannosyltransferase activity. Gene Ontology annotation, biological process: protein O-linked glycosylation. Lineage: Eukaryota; Fungi; Ascomycota; Sordariomycetes; Hypocreales; Ophiocordycipitaceae. Gene Ontology annotation, cellular component: Golgi apparatus. The transcript has a single exon.
UUCAAGACGGGACAUGUAAAAAGCCGAGUCAUGUUGGCGAGACGUGUGCGGUGGACGACAGCCCAUCCUGCGUGCAGGCCGCGCUUCGUGGCCGUCCUCAUCGCCAUCGUCCUCUGCCUCUCCUUCUCCGCGACGAUCCGCGACCUCGCCGAUGACGUGCUCCUCUACGAGAGCCGCAUCCCGAUUGGCAUCGACAUCGACAAUGUGACGGCCACGGCGAGGUACUUUGAAAAGACAGCCAUCCAGCCGCCCUACAAGGACCAGUUCUGGCUCGUCGGGCAACGGGCGCGGACGCUCGGCCACUGGCUGCACGUCGCGGACCAGGCCGAGCCGGCACGCACGAAGCGUCGCCUCCUCGCGGCGUCGGAGCGAGCCGCCGCGGCCCUCUUCCCGUUCCUCAAGUCGUCGCCCUCGCGGCCCCGCAGCUCGACGCCCCUGGCCGACCUCCGCGCCCGCUUCAGGGGUGGCGGGCAAGGCAUCGUCAUACCCGUCGGGUACGGCAACUUGCGCUACGCGGGCCACCUCGUCAUGGCACUGCGCGAGGUGCUCGAGUGCCAGCUCCCCAUCGAGAUCGUCUACGCCGGCGACAUCGACCUCGACGAGCAACGGCGCGAUGCCCUCGCGGCGCUGGACACCACGGGCAACAUCGGGUUCCUCAACGUGCUGUCCGUGUUCGCCGACGACACGCUGAGCCUGCUGGCCGGCGGCUGGGCCAUCAAGCCGUUCGGGCUGCUCGCGUCCCGGUUCGAGCAAGCGAUCCUCGUGGACGCCGACGCCGUGUUCCUGCAGCCGCCGCAGGUGCUCUUCCAGCAGCGGGGGUUCGCCUCGACGGGGGCGUACCUCUUCCACGACCGGCUCCUCUGGCAGCACGCCUUCGCGGAGCGGCACAGGUGGUGGCGCGAGCAGGUCCGGGAGCCGGCGUCGGCGGCGCUCAACCGAUCGCUCGUGUGGACCGACGACUACGCCGAGGAGUGCGACUCGGGGGUCGUGGUCGCGGACAAGGCGCGGACCGAGGUGCUCGCGGGCCUGCUGCACGCGGCGUGGCAGAACACGCGCGACGUGCGCAACGAGGUUUCGUACAAGCUUACGUACGGCGACAAGGAGACGUGGUGGCUGGGGCUGGAGCUGGCCGGGUCGGGCUUCGAGUUUGAGGGUCACUACGGCUCGAUGAUAGGGUGGCGACGGCAGAAGACGACGACGACGACGACGACGACGAUGACGACGACGGCCAAGAACGAGACGAGCGAGGGCGGUAGCGACGGCAGUAGCAGCAGCAGUCGGGACGAAGGCAAGGAAGAAGAAGAAGAAGAAGAAGAACAAGAUGUACGGGUGUGCAGCUUCGUCAUCGCGCACACAGACGACGACGACCGCCUGCUGUGGUACAACGGCAGCCUGCUCAAGAACAAGCUGGCGGACCCGGAGGCGUACGAGGUGCCGACGGACUGGAUGCUCGACGGCAGGUGGGACAAGGGCGCGACCAAGCAGAACAUGAGCUGCAUGGCGGGCGCGCCGGCGAGGCCGCUCGACGACGGGCAGCUGACGAUCCUGCGACGCAGCAUCGAGGGGGCGCGGAGGGCCGACGACGCGCUGCGACGGAUGGCCAAGGCGGGGGGCUGGUCGUCGACGACGUCGAGGUUCGUCUGAUGGGCGGCGGCAAGCAACGGGGGAAAGUGACGUGUAAAACCGAUGACAGUAUGGUUGACCAUAAGAUGGAAGUGUAUUGAAUGCGAUGUCUGAUGAAGUCCUUGAUGAGAGCUAUGUGCGCCUCUAUAACCAACCACCUCAGCAUAAAUGCCCUAGCAAUGUUCAAGUACGCA